Molecule: messenger RNA, 2577 nt
Organism: Lagenorhynchus albirostris (white-beaked dolphin)
Lineage: Eukaryota; Metazoa; Chordata; Mammalia; Artiodactyla; Delphinidae
Gene: HOXD8
Product: homeobox D8
Exons: 2
Coding region: 572-1405 (277 amino acids)
Biological process (GO): regulation of transcription by RNA polymerase II
Cellular component (GO): nucleus
Molecular function (GO): DNA-binding transcription factor activity, RNA polymerase II-specific; RNA polymerase II transcription regulatory region sequence-specific DNA binding
Source: RefSeq, a predicted model, not a curated record
GGGAGGGGGCUGCGGGGGGGGGCGAGGUGAGAGGUGGCGGCGGGCAGAGGGUGUUUUUUUCCUUUUCCCUCCAGAGCGGGGGUUUGUAAACCGAAGCCAAAGAGUGUCCCCGUGGGCCGGGCGUACUUUUUUUCUUGUCCGGUGCGCUCCUGCAGGGCCGCCUGGUGCCUGAGAGGAAACAGUGGAGGCAGCGGGGCAGGUCACCCGGGGCGUCGGCGAUUUUAUUGAGCCCGAGCCGGCGCGCGCCGGGAGAGGCCGGGCGGGCGGUGGAACGCGGGGACUGGGUGAGGCCCCGCGACCCGCCAGGGAGGCGGCGCGAGGUAGAGGCGGCGGGCGCGAGAGCGGAGCAUGAGCGCCCAGUAGCCGAGGCCCCGCAGCUACCCGGCCUCAGAGGCGACGCGAGGGCGGGCGGGUGGCAGCAGCAACGUAGCCCGGCGGCCCCAGCGGCGCCAGCAGCCGCCCCAGAGGCCCCCGCGGCAGUGCGGUCGCGCUGAGGCGCGUUCCCUGCCUGCUCCGCGCCGCCCGCCCGCCCGGGGCCGCCCUUCCUCGGCCCCCGGCCGCCGCCGCCCCGAUGAGCUCGUACUUCGUGAACCCGCUGUACUCCAAGUACAAGGCGGCGGGCGAGGCCAUCAAUCCCACUUACUACGACUGUCACUUCGCGCCAGAGGUCGGCGGCCGCCACGCCGCCGCCGCCGCCUUGCAGCUCUAUGGCAACAGCGCCGCCGGCUUCCCGCACGCGCCCCCGCAGGCGCACACGCACCCGCACCCGUCGCCGCCGCCUGCCGGGCCGGCUUGCGGUGGUGGGGGCGGCCCCGGUCCCGGCCAGGAGUACUUCCACCCCGGAGGGGGCAGCCCGGCCGCAGCCUACCAGGCCGCCCCCCCUCCGCCGCCGCCGCCUCCCCCCUGCGGCGGGAUUGCCUGUCACCGGGAGCCCGCGAAGUUUUACGGAUACGAUAACUUACAGAGACAGCCGAUUUUUACGACCCAGCAAGAGGCCGAGCUGGUACAAUAUCCUGACUGUAAAUCGUCCAGUGGUAAUAUUGGCGAGGACCCAGACCACUUAAAUAAGAGCUCGUCUCCUUCUCAAAUGUUUCCCUGGAUGAGACCACAAGCUCCUGGUAGACGAAGAGGAAGACAAACCUACAGUCGAUUCCAAACCCUAGAGCUGGAAAAGGAAUUCCUUUUUAACCCUUAUCUGACCAGGAAGAGAAGAAUCGAGGUUUCCCACGCCUUGGCCCUCACCGAGAGACAGGUAAAAAUCUGGUUCCAGAACAGGAGAAUGAAAUGGAAAAAGGAGAACAACAAGGACAAAUUCCCGGUUUCCCGACAGGAGGUGAAGGAUGGGGAAACCAAAAAGGAAGCCCAAGAGCUGGAGGAAGACCGAGCCGAAGGCCCAACAAAUUAACUUCCACCUUUAAAAUUUUACCGCAGAUUAUUGAAACUAAUGAUCAGCAUAUGCUGGUGAACACCACCUAUUUUCUUUGUUGGAAAGGACUUUACCUGUAUUUCAAGCUACCUUCAUGUCACUGCUCUUGAGGUUUCUGCGCUUUGAGAGGGAUUUGGGUGUUUAAAAAAAGUUUCUAGUGUCGUACAGGAACAGCCCUUGAGCUGUCCUAUGUAAGAGUAAUUUGAUUCUGACCUUGUAGCUAUAUUUUUAUAAUGGUAGUUUUUAAUGGCUGAGCUGGUGAUUUUGCCUCAACAACGUAAACUUCCUAAUGUUUAGCACUAAAUAAUUGAAUAUAAAAUGCUUUAUUAAUCAAACAAGUGCACUUGAACAUUUUAAAUUUUUUCUUUAUGGUGAGUAAAUUAAAAGAAGUCUAUUAAUUUUUUAAAAAAAAUUAUGCCUGCAGAAUAUUUACUUUAUAUUAUUUGAUUAAAAUGGUAUUAUUUAUAUUUUUCUUUCUACUUUUAUAAUGAAUGGUUCGGGUGCCUUUUGUUUACUCCUAAAAGGUUUCUUUGAGUAUUUUGUAAAUGUAAUAUCUCUGGGAAAAAGUCUGGGCCAAAUAUUCAAAAAGCACAUGUUAGCUGAAGAGUGUAAUGUGUAGUCCUGGCUCUGCAGCUUCCUUAAACUUGGGGAAAAUGUUGGGCCAGUGACAGAAGUUUCAGGACAAUGUCAAAGUUGACAUUUAAUCAUUUUUCUAUAGUUUAUACAAAUUAUGGCAAUUUAAUCAUCUAGAGUGAAUGAAUACUUGAAAAGCCAAUUAUAACAUUUUCACUCAUAUACUUUUUACUUUGGCAAGUCGCCUUGUGGAACGCCUCUUGUUUCUGAACUUGCUUUCGUUUUGAACUGUGCUUGGUAUUGCCUGAAAUUGCUAGGUCUCUGUGCUGUGGCCGCCGCUGUGAUUCCGUUUUUUUGAGGAGGUGCCAUAUUUAUUUGUAUUCCCUUCGCUCUGUUUGCACGCCCAUUGUGAGCCAACUUGCUGUGCACGUCUCAGAUGUCGGUUGGUACGUCCUCUGCUGUUCUCCAGGUUGGCCUCACCUAUUUGAAACAAUCCUUGAGAGCAAACGCAGAAAAAUCCGAGUGUAAACAACCGCUGCAGAACAUAGCUAGCUCUUUAAUAAAAGAAAUGAAUCUUU